UCUGCUCUGUGGGUUUUCUACUGCCAUCCAGACGGAACCUUUGUGAAGUGGCACAGGAGAAGGGGACUCCGGAAAUAUGUCGACGUGAACACUAACAGUUUCCGGUUAUAUAUGUUUUGAAAUUUUUGAAAGCUGGAGUGAGGAAUUGGCAGACAUGUCCACGCUGUUCCCCUCUCUCUUCCCGCGGAUAACGGAGUCCUUGUGGUUCAACUUGGACCGACCCUGUGUGGACGAGACCGAACUGCACCAACAGGAGCAACAGCACCAAACCUGGCUGCAGAGCAUUGCUGAGAAAGACAACAACCUGAUGCCCAUCGGGAAACCCAUUUUUGAGGCAGGAUAUGAAGAAGAGGAAGAGGAGGAUGAUGAAGAUGAGGAAGACAGCGAGGAAGACUCUGAAGAUGAAGAAGACAUGCAGGAUAUGGAUGAAAUGAAUGACUACAACGAGUCACCUGAUGAUGGCGAAAUCAAUGAGGUGGACAUGGAGGGACCGGAUCAAGAUCAAGACCAAUGGAUGAUUUAAGAUAAAAAAAAAACUGUGUUAGUCUCCAUCACGCUGUCUGGCGCUGGAUUUUCAGUCCCCACUUAACAAUGACUGCUGACCUUUUAGUGGAUACACGGAUACAUUUUAUUAAAUUGUUUUGUAAACAUGAAAAGAA
Molecule: messenger RNA, 659 nt
Organism: Scatophagus argus
Lineage: Eukaryota; Metazoa; Chordata; Actinopteri; Scatophagidae
Gene: anapc15
Product: anaphase promoting complex subunit 15
Exons: 5
Coding region: 155-523 (122 amino acids)
Biological process (GO): regulation of mitotic cell cycle spindle assembly checkpoint
Cellular component (GO): anaphase-promoting complex
Source: RefSeq, a predicted model, not a curated record